AUGCUCCUAUGUUUAUGUUUCCGGCCCGGUACCCGCCCAAUCCUCAGUUCCUGCACCAUUAUAUACACCAGAUGCUGCCACAAAGCUCGUCUGUUCUGAAUGUAAUGAAAAAUACGAAAAAAACUUUCAAAGAUCACGAGCCAGUAGCAGCGACCUGGAUAUAGAAAUUGAUGCGAUGCUUCUACUCAAAGCAGCAAGGAAAGGUACUUUUUCUUCUGUUGGUACACGUAAAACUAGUCUUUAUAAGAAAAUAGGCAAUGCUACGUCAAGAGGAAAUAUUUUCUGAAGUCUAACUUCUGUAGGCGUGAUAGGGCAAAAAGGUCUAAAUCGAACUCAUAGUUCUGGCAGUUGCCGCAUUCUGCGAUGGCGGCUCUGCUGCGGAGACCAAUACACUGGGAAUUUGGAGGGAGUUGGAACGUGUGGGGAAGGGGAUGUUGUUUCAGG
Molecule: messenger RNA, 444 nt
Organism: Gryllus bimaculatus (two-spotted cricket)
Lineage: Eukaryota; Metazoa; Arthropoda; Insecta; Orthoptera; Gryllidae
Source: the annotation of a GenBank genome assembly